UCAACAUGGCGGCUAUUUUUUUAAAGGGCCAUCCCUCUCUUUCUCCACCUUCUCUCCCAUUUCUUCUCCUCCUCCUCACUUCACCAACCUAACCCCCUCUCUCUCUUUCCUCCUCCUUUUCUUCUUCUUCAUUUUGAUCGCCAUAUUCGCCGGCAAGUGUGCAAGUUUAUUAGCUUUGGCUUGGUUCUCGGAGAGCUUGUGCAGUAGUCCAAAUUAAUGGACAGCAAGUUCAACACGAACCCAUUAAUCACUGAUCAAGAAGAGAACGAUUAUACAGAAAGUGGUCCUGACUCACCUCAUUCUAGCUUCCCUAACGACAUGAAGAUGACUUCUAUGUCUUCCCCAAAAAGAAGCAAACGGGCGAUUCAAAAAAGAGUAAUCUCGGUGCCAAUCAAGGACGUAGAAGGGUCACGGCUCAAGGGCGAGACUAUUCCGCCGCCUUCUGAUUCUUGGGCUUGGAGAAAAUACGGCCAGAAACCCAUCAAGGGCUCCCCUUACCCUAGAGGAUACUACAGAUGUAGUAGUUCAAAGGGCUGUCCAGCCAGAAAACAGAUAGAGAGGAGCCGUGUGGACCCAUCAAUGCUAGUGGUCACAUAUUCUUGUGAACACAACCACCCUUGGCCACCUCCUUCAAAGACGCACCACCAUCACCACCACCACAGUAACGCCUCCACCAAAACCAACACAGUCAAGCCCGAAAUCUCCACACCCCCCCAACCUGAAAACCCAGAACCCGAACCUGAACCGGAGGAAAAGUUCACUGAUCUUGGAGAUGACUCACUUAUUAGUACAGAUGAUUUUAGCUGGUUUGGAGAAAUGGAAACCACCUCUGCUACAAUCCUUGAGAGCCCCAUUUUUGCGGAUGAGAGGAGCACGGCAGGGACUGAAGCGGCGAUGUAUUUCCCUAUGAGAGAAGAGGAUGAAUCCCUAUUUGCCGAUCUGGGCGAGCUGCCGGAAUGCUCGGCGGUGUUCAGGCACCACCGUGGAGUGGACCCACAAGUCCAGAUCUGCUGACACUUCACAUUGUCAUCACGCGGGUUAUAAAAUUCAAAGGUGGACGUUUUGUGCUCCACAAGAUAACAAAACAGGAUUUUUUUCUUCUUCUUCUAAUUUACUAGUCUUGUUUUUCAUUUCUUGUUAAUUUAAUUCUUGUUUUUAAUUUCCAUUUUCCCUUGAUUUCAGUGUAGUAAGUGAAUAAAAGUCCAAUUCUGAAGUCUGUCGCGAUCCUGUUGUAAUUAUGAAGCAUUUGCCGUCUCAGAAUGGAUAUAAAUAUAUAUUUUCAA
Molecule: messenger RNA, 1283 nt
Organism: Manihot esculenta (cassava)
Lineage: Eukaryota; Viridiplantae; Streptophyta; Magnoliopsida; Malpighiales; Euphorbiaceae
Product: probable WRKY transcription factor 65
Exons: 3
Coding region: 217-1014 (265 amino acids)
Biological process (GO): regulation of DNA-templated transcription
Cellular component (GO): nucleus
Molecular function (GO): DNA-binding transcription factor activity; transcription cis-regulatory region binding
Source: RefSeq, a predicted model, not a curated record